GUUUGUAUUAUGGUCUAGCAACACCACUUGUCAGUUUGUCACUGACUUCGCUACGGUAUGGUUGUCAUUUCGUCCGUCUAUCAAAGAACGUGAUAGAUGAAUGGAAAAUAAUUAACUUUAUCGCAGCGAAGACAUCUCUCGUAUCUCCUCGAAACAUAACGGCGCGCGUGUAACAACACCUAAGUGAUUUUCUAAAAGUGCUCGCUUCUACACAACACCGCCAUGAUCGAUGUUAGAAACAAAGAUGGCGGAAUAAUACGGUGAUCAUAACCAAACGCGUUGUUUUGUCGUGUGUAGCGUUAUGUGCUGUAGUGGGCGGCGGCUGCAGCAGUGUCGGGGUGCGUGAGUGAGGAGGAGAGGCGCGAUGGGGGCGCGGCCGGGGUGAUGCCGCCGCGGCCAGCGGCCGGCCGCGCGGCCAUGGCGGCCGACAGCGAACGCCCGCCGCUCGCUCUCUUCACCGCUGUCUACGACUAUGUGGCACAGGGAGAGGAUGAGCUUUCCCUGCGUCGCGGCGAGAUCGUCGAGGUGUUGUCCAAGGACGCCAACAUCUCCGGCGAUGAGGGCUGGUGGACGGGAAAGAUCGGCGAUCGCGUCGGUAUAUUCCCUGCCGUAUACGUGACGGAGGAAGACCCGCUGGCCGUGGAGCCGCCUCGCGUCUCCUUCUCCGAGCUGAAACUGGAGGAAGUGAUCGGGGUAGGCGGCUUCGGGAAAGUGUAUCGUGGCUAUUGGAACGGUGAAGUCGUAGCGGUGAAGGCGGCGCGUCAGGACGCGAACGAAGAUAUCGAAGUUAUAAAAGAGAGUGUGUUGCAAGAGGCGAGACUGUUCUGGGUGCUGCAACAUGAGAAUAUAGUGUCGUUGAAGGGGGUCUGUCUGGGGGAGCCGAACUUUUGUCUGGUGAUGGAAUAUGCGCGCGGUGGGCCUCUCAACCGAGUGCUAUCUGGUCGUAAAAUACGGCCGGACAUCCUGGUGGACUGGGCCAUUCAGGUGGCGCAAGGCAUGGCGUACCUUCACGUUGGCGCGCCCAUGUCGCUCAUCCACAGGGACCUCAAGAGCUCUAAUGACAAUCCCUAA
Molecule: messenger RNA, 1071 nt
Organism: Spodoptera littoralis (African cotton leafworm)
Lineage: Eukaryota; Metazoa; Arthropoda; Insecta; Lepidoptera; Noctuidae
Source: the annotation of a GenBank genome assembly